Pogonomyrmex barbatus (red harvester ant) is the source of this 1200-nucleotide messenger RNA. It is a transcript of the gene Karl, whose product is annotated as lipocalin/cytosolic fatty acid-binding protein Karl. Gene Ontology annotation, biological process: response to reactive oxygen species; lipid metabolic process. The record is from RefSeq and is a predicted model, not a curated record. Gene Ontology annotation, cellular component: cytoplasm. Lineage: Eukaryota; Metazoa; Arthropoda; Insecta; Hymenoptera; Formicidae.
AACGAGUGACUCGGGAAUACUGGCAAGCGUGUCUCUUUAGCUAUAUAAACGGCGAUCAACGCCUACGAGUCCUGGGCCCCAGUCGGCGCCAGUUAUGAGGAUUGUACGCGCGGAACAAGUUGCCGAUUGAAAACGAAGGAACAAGCAAGAAUGCAAAGGGAGGAACGUGAUAGCGGCCACCCCCUCUUCGUCCGUGUGGUAAUAGUCAUGAGCCUCGCGUCCGUUUCUUCGUGUGCUCGGUACGUAUGUGGCCUCUAGUCGGCCGAGCGAGACCCGAGAGUUCAGGAGAGACAUCGCGCGCGCGAUCUAGCCAGCUCGUGCGUCUUCUCGCGAACGAAUCGGAAUCUGAAUGCAUAGUGAAAAUGUGUCCCGGAACGAGACGGCGCUCGGGAUUCCGUUGGUCGGCGGUGACGCUGCUCGUCAUCGGUCUUCUUGUCGGCGACACCGCCGGCGUUUGGAAGAGACGGGAGGAUAAGACCAAAUGCCCGAAAGUAAAAGGCAUACGCAACUUUGACAUAUCUGAGUUUCUUGGAUCGUGGUACAUAGUACAGUACUAUGCAAGUUCGGAGGAAGCACUCGCGUACAGAUGCAUGAGAGCCGAGCUCUCGGUUUCGCCCGAAAACGCCGAAGUUACUAUGAAUUUCACUUACAGCUUUACUGACGAUCCCAUUAACGAGCUGCUCGUCGGUAACAUCACAUGGAAAAUCCCCUCGUCGGACUUACCUGCUCAUUGGACGCACGCCGAACUUUCAUACGAAGGAGUGUACAAUACGUAUGUGUUAGAUUCAGAUUAUAAAUCCUGGGCGUUACUAAUGCAUUGUGCUGAAAAGAGCGAAAGCCCACGAUACUUAUCUAGCUUCAUCAUGAGUCGUGAAGCGAGCCUCGGGGCAAACGUCAUUUCUUAUCUUCGAGAGAAGCUGCCUAGGUAUGACAUCGAUUUAGAAUACAUGUUUCCUAUGGACCAAAAGCAGUGUAAUAAAACGAACAACUCGGAAGACAUGCUUAUACCGACACUGACAUCAGUUAGGAGAAGCCAUAUCAGGAGACAUCCGUUGAAACGAAAACAUAGACGCCAAUAAAGAUUUCGCUCAAAUCAAACAUCUCUCCGUUACUUUGGGCUAAUUUUAUUAAUUCAAUUAACAACGUGUUAUAAUACUCUUCGUCUCUUCCUCUUAUUUAUAAUUACAUAAUUGUAAUGAA